Spirometra erinaceieuropaei is the source of this 348-nucleotide messenger RNA. The record is from the annotation of a GenBank genome assembly. Lineage: Eukaryota; Metazoa; Platyhelminthes; Cestoda; Diphyllobothriidea; Diphyllobothriidae.
AUGGUCAAAAUCAUGAAGACUGUAGCCGAGAUGAAUGCGGAACUGAACGUUGAGGAGAGGAAUUUGCUCUCGGUGGCCUACAAGAACGUAGUUGGCGCUCGUAGAAAUGCUUGGAGGAUAAUUAGCAGCAUCGAACAGAAACAAGAGCAGAAAGCCGGAACGAAGUCGAAGAUUAUGGAGAUGGCUAGAACCAACAUCGAAAAGGAGCUCAGGGAAAUCUGUAAGGAGAUUCUCAACCUUCUUGACACGACUCUCAUCCCCAAGGCUUCAACGCACGAGACGAAGGUUUUCUACCUAAAAAUGUUUGUAGCGUUUGCGUGUUUGACGUACUCUUUAUAGGAAGGGUGA